Cladocopium goreaui is the source of this 1740-nucleotide messenger RNA. Lineage: Eukaryota; Dinophyceae; Suessiales; Symbiodiniaceae. The record is from the annotation of a GenBank genome assembly.
AUGUCGACGGAUUUCACAACGGACCAGGGCAUGAAGGCCAAUCGCGAGACAGCCACCAAGACGCUGGUCGAAACCCAUUCGUUAGGCAAAACCUACGAUGGUUUCGCUGCCCUGCAGGAUUGUUCGCUGCAGGUGUUUGAAGGCGAAGUGUUCGGCCUGUUGGGGCCCAACGGUGCAGGCAAGACCACGCUGAUUCGCCUGCUGAUGGGCUUCCUGCAUCCCACGCACGGUUCGGCAACCAUCGCGGGAUUGGAUUGCUACCACGACUCGCUUGCCGUGCAUAGCAAAGUUUCUUACCUGCCCGGCGAGGCCCGCUUGUUUCGCCAGAUGCGUGGUCACGAGGUGCUGCGGUUCUUUGCCAAAGCCCGCCCAGGAGGCAACCUGCAACGUUCGCUCGAUCUGGCGGAUCAGUUGGAACUCGAUCUUUCACGACUGGUUGCCAACUGCUCAACCGGAAUGCGUCACAAGCUGGCGCUGGCCGUGGUGAUGGCGGUCGAUUGCCCGUUGAUGAUUCUCGACGAACCAACCGCCAAUCUCGACCCUACCGUGCGCGGCACCGUGCUCGACCUGGUUAGCGAUGCCGCAGCCCGCGGGCAAACCAUCAUCCUCUCCUCGCACGUGCUUUCAGAGAUUGAACAAGUCUGCGAUCGGGUUUCCAUCCUGAGAAAAGGCGAGCUGGUCGCCACCCAGCUCAUGAGCGACCUGCGACGACAGCACCGCAUUCGAGGGCAACUCACCGGUCCCCUGACCGAUCCACCAGAAGACAUCGCCAACGGCUUGGAAAUCCAAAAACGUGAUGACGGGCAGGUUGUGAUUCUCACCCCGGGCGAACUCUCACCGCUGUUGGGCUGGUUGGCUACGCUGCCGCUGGAAGAAGUCCACAUCGAACCGGUGGGGUUUCGAAUGAACGGCACCCUGUGGACCAAGGCCAUCAUCGAGGCCCGACUGCUCUUCGCCGCAGCCGCGCUGCUGCUAUUCGCCUUCAUGUGGAUUUUCGUCUGGAUCACCAGCCUGGUGGAUCUACAGGCAUUGCAGACGUUCCUCAAGACCUUUCCCCCAGAUAUCAUUGGUGUGAUCGGGGCCCCCAUCGAUGAAGUGGCCACCGUCGCCGGCCGUAUCGGUCUGGGGUAUGUCGACCCUGUCAUAAUUUUCACCUCCGCCGUCUGGGCCAUUUCGCGAGGCUCCGACGUGGUGUCUGGCGAGAUCAGCCGCGGCUCGAUGGAAAUGUUGCUGGCCCUUCCAAUCCGCCGCCUGGCCGUUUUGUUCACCCACGCCACCGUGACAAUCGUGGGGGCGGGUUUGCUAGCAGCCUCAGCUUGGCUCGGAACGAUGAUGGGAGUGACGACCAUCGACUUAGGCGAAUCAGUCAGCCCCAUGGCGUUCCUUCCCGCGGCGACCAACCUGUUCUCGCUCACCUUUUUCGUCGCCGGUGUGGCCACAAUGGCUUCGGCCAUGGACAGUUACCGCUGGCGGACGAUUGGCUUCGUCGGCGGUUUCUACGUGCUGGGGCUCAUUCUGAAGGUCAUGUCGCGAACGACCGAGCAGCUGGGUUUCUUACGGUAUUUCACCUUCCUGGGUGCCUACGAACCGCAAGAGCUCAUCACCAAAACACUGCACAGCACCCACGAUGCCUGGAUGACCGCCCUGCAAUACAACGUCAUUCUUCUGGCCAUGGGCGUGGCAGCCUACGUGGUAGCCGCCGUGGUGUUCAACCGCCGCGACUUGCCGGCCCCCAUCUGA